Molecule: messenger RNA, 1874 nt
Organism: Haplochromis burtoni (Burton's mouthbrooder)
Lineage: Eukaryota; Metazoa; Chordata; Actinopteri; Cichliformes; Cichlidae
Product: histone-binding protein N1/N2
Exons: 14
Coding region: 152-1708 (518 amino acids)
Biological process (GO): CENP-A containing chromatin assembly; DNA replication-dependent chromatin assembly
Cellular component (GO): nucleoplasm
Molecular function (GO): histone binding
Source: RefSeq, a predicted model, not a curated record
GGAAGGAGCAGGGGUAUUUCGCGCCAAUUUGAAACAACGGAACACAGUCAGUCUGAGCGGCACGAGACACGAGCUGGGACGCGCGCGCCGCCGGAGGUCUUUUUUAUUAUUAUUAUUUUAACUGCUCUUCCCCGUCAAAGGUGUUGUAAACAUGGAGGAGGCCAACAAGCUGAUUGGUACCGGCAAGAAGCACUUGGUGAUGGGGAAGGUAGUGGAGGCUGUGAGCACCCUGCAGGAGGCCAGCGGCAUGCUGGCUAAAGAGUUUGGAGACACAGCGGACGAAUGUGGCGAGGCUUUCUUCUGGUAUGGCAAAGCUCUCCUGGAUUUGGCACGGAUGGAGAACUCGGUCUUGGGUAAUGCUCUAGAGGGAGUGCCGGAGGAGGAAGAAGAGAAACCCAAAGACUCCAAUGUUGAGAGCACAGACAAUGUAGACGAAAAGACCAGAGACGAGCUGAGGGUGCAGGUGUACGACGCCAUGGCGGAGAAGAAAACUGAAGACGGGGAGAAGGUUGAAGGGAAGCAGAGUGAGGAUCCACAGGAGAAGACUGAAGGAGCCGAGGCUGGUGACAAAAAGGAAAACACAGAAAAAGUAGAGGGGGAGGCUGAAAAGGACAAUAAGAAUGAUGAAAGCAAAUCUGAAAGUAAAGAUAAGAAGGAAAAGAGUGGGGAGGAAGUGGAUGCAAAGGACGACUCUGAAUCUGCUGCUAAGGAGAAGGAGAGGGACUCUGCCGCUGCUAAGAAGGAGAAGACUGCUGCUAAAGAAGAGGAGCCAGCUGAGAAGAUGGACUCUGCUGCUGAAGAGGAAGAAGCAGCUGCUGAGGAGGAAGCAGAUGGCGAGGAAGAUGAGGAAGGUGGCGAUGAUGUAGAAAUGGAAGGUGAUGCAGAGGAGCAGGGUGAAGGAGAUGCCACUGGAGAGAAGGACAGUGACGAUGAGGAGGUGGGUAACCUGCAGCUGGCCUGGGAGAUGUUAGAAGUGGCCAAAGUCAUCUACAAAAGGAAAGAGACGAAGGAGGAUCAGCUAAUGGCAGCCCAGGCUCAUUUGAAACUGGGUGAAGUUUCUGCUGAAUCAGGGAACUAUCCACAAGCACUGGAGGAUUUCCAGGAGUGCCUGAAGCUGCAGGUGAAGCACCUGGACUCAGACAGCCGCCUGCUGGCAGAGACUCACUACCAGCUCGGUGUGACCUAUAGCCUGAACACGCAGUACAGCGAGGCCAUCGAGUCUCUGAAGAGCUCAAUCUCUAUCAUAAAGAACAGGCUUGACAAGCUGCAGGAGAUGCUUGACAAAGCCGAAGGUCCAGAGGCUCUGCCAGAGGAGAGGAAGGAGCUGGAGGAGCUCAAAGCUCUGCUGCCAGAGAUCCAGGAGAAGGUGGAGGACGCCACUGAAAGCCUGAAGACAGCGAGCGCGGCUGUGAAGGAUGCACUGGACGGAGGCUCCACUUCCUCUGCCUGUGAUGGUUCCACUGUAAAGAACAGAGACUCUUCUUCCACUUCAGAGAUUAAAAGCACAUCCACUUCCAAUGGCAACACCUCCACAGCUGCAGUCUCUGACAUCUCCCACCUGGUCAGAAAGAAGAGGAAACCAGAGGAGAGUCCAGUGAAGGAGGAUGUGAAGAAGGUGAAGCAGGACAACAGUCAGCCAGGCGAAAAGCUUCUCACUAAUGGAGAUGCAGGUGAACACGCCAAUGAUAUGGAAGUCGAAAGUAAGUGAAGCUGCACUUUGUCUCCGUUCAAGAAGAGAUUCACCAGCACAACAAGCUCUUAACUGUCUCUUACACGUUUGCUGUUGUAAAUACAUGUUUGUUUGUUCUCUAGUGUUUGACAUUAUACUGUGAAAUUCAAUAAAGAUGGUUGGAUAAACCUGUGUGUUAAGCCUU